Messenger RNA from Zychaea mexicana, 1861 nucleotides. Its product is annotated as transferase. The record is from RefSeq and is a predicted model, not a curated record. Bases 353 to 1861 code for a protein of 502 amino acids. The transcript has 3 exons. Gene Ontology annotation, molecular function: acyltransferase activity, transferring groups other than amino-acyl groups. NCBI's taxonomy places the organism in Eukaryota, Fungi, Mucoromycota, Mucoromycetes, Mucorales, Lichtheimiaceae.
GCUAUUCCCGGAAUAUAAAACACUAAUAUCAUAAGAAAAGCUACAGUCCGGCAUGAUGUUGGUGAUCUAGCCGUGCCGAUCGAUUGUAUUAUGGACCGGUCAUGAUAACCUUGUGUCAUAUUCCUUGUACCUGUUCAUGUCAAUGUCACUCUUUUACCAUUUCUCAACGAUAUCCAUAUAAGGAACGUCACGCUUCUCACUACAAAAGAAUUGUCCGUGCGAUGAUCGCUGGCAUCUGUCGCAGGCAGCACCUCUUUGUCUGUACUGCGCCACGGUGCGGACAUACUGUGCAGAAAAGUCGGAAGGCGGAGGAACGGGUGUUUGCAUUGCCCGGUUCCGAGGGUUUUGUCCAAUGCCUUAUAUAAUUCUCAUGGGACACAAGAAUCAAAACGAAGAUAGUGUUGUCUCUAUCUCAAACUACCACCACCCAUACAACUUAAAAACAAUGCCUUCUGAAACUACUAUUAUACACCCUACAAACAAGCACAAUCGCCCCUUUCCAACAACAGCCAUCCCUUUGCAUGGAUUGGAUCUUUUUGGCGCCCCCAUUCAAAUUCUGAAUCAUCGCUUCUUUCAACCACCAACAACGAACUCCUUUGCCGACGUUGUUGGAAACCUAAAGUCAAGUCUUGCCGAAGCACUCGAGCUAUACCCACCCGUGAAUGGAACCUUGAAAAAGGACAGAGAGAAAAACGUAUAUAUCGCCAUGGACGAUGCCCAUCGUCCAGGUACGCCGUUUACUGUCGAGACUAAAGACGCACCCUUCACCACCGAUUCCGAGGAUCUUUCUCCUCGAGCUGGUUUGGUGUUGCCUCCAGGGUCUACAACCUUGGCGGUAAAAGUGACACAGGUGUGUCAAAGAAAAAACGCAAAAACUCACGCUUCACAACGAUUAAAUCAUUAUAACAAGUUUUCAUGUGGCACCGUUGUUAUUGCUUCGUCGUUGCACCAUCUUGUUGCUGAUUUACGCGGCUUUCUCAAUUUUCUUGAAGUAUGGGCACAGCUUGCUCGAGGCGAACCUGUGGACUUUACAAGGAUUCCAGAUGACUGGACCCACACACCCGGUCGAUUCUUUACACGUCUGGAUCACGAACCAGUCGCUCCUCCACCCUUUACCGUCCUCCCUACACCGGCAACCAGAGCAUACGCGUACCUGACGCAACCUUCGGAAGCGACAAGGUGGAAGAUCAGCCAAAGUGAAAUGGAACAGCUAAAGAAGGAUUUCUCUCCUGCCUGCAAGGACGCAUGGAUUUCUUCAGGUGACGCGCUCGCCUCGCUUAUCUCGGGUGCCAUCACACGUGCGCGCGCACGUGCAGAUGUGCAGAGGUUGGAAGGACGAAGCAGUGAAGAGACGCAAUCCGAGAGCGUUGCCAUGGCAGCCGAUGGUCGUGACCGUGCACCACACGGAAACAUGGCGGGUGGACACUAUUUCGGAAACUUUAACCAUCUGUGGAGUGCAACCCUCGCUCGCGCCGAUCUGCUUACCGCGACACCCAAGGCUGGAUCCCGUGUUGCUCUUGCCAUUCGAAACGAGCUCAAGGUGCAACUUUCACCCGAUGCCAUUGCUAACAGGGUCGCGUUAUUUGAGAACACGAACCCUCGCAAACGUAUCACUUGGACUGCAGACGUCAUUUUGUCCAAUUGGUGCCGAUUUGAUCUGCAAGGCGCUUCGUUUGAUAUGGGAUGGGGAAAGCCUUUCAAGGCGACACCUGGCGCUGGCGCUGUUUUUCCACCUGGAUAUUCGUUAAUGACACACGAUAAGGCAUCAGGAAUUUUCAAUGUGUUAAUAACAGUGGAGGUGGAGGGCGGCGCUGCGUUGAAGGCGGAUCCUUUACUGAACAAAUAUGCAGAACUACAAUAG